AUGUCUAACCUGGACGAGACACCAAAGCCGGAAGAAGAAACGGCGGUGAAAGGCCCUGUCGGGGCUUUGACAGAUAACUCGUCCAAUGAGCCCGCGAGUCAAUCAGCUGAUUUGACAAUACCCAAAAUCACUGUGCGCUUCCGUCCGAUGGGUGGCACCAAGCGGUUGCAAACAACAAUGUUUAAAGUCUCGUCGGAGCACGAGUUCUCCACGCUCGUUACCUUUCUACGCCGAAAACUCAACUUUGCCCCCCAAAACUCGCUGUUUUGUUACAUCAAUGCCUCGUUUUCCCCGGCGCUCGAUGCUCGUUUGGAAGACCUCUCCCAGGCGUAUGCCGUAGAGGGCGUCCUUAACGUCUACUAUUGUGCAACCGUAGCAUUUGGCUAA
Wickerhamiella sorbophila is the source of this 387-nucleotide messenger RNA. RefSeq names its product Ubiquitin-like protein ATG12. Bases 1 to 387 code for a protein of 128 amino acids. Gene Ontology annotation, cellular component: cytoplasm; Atg12-Atg5-Atg16 complex; phagophore assembly site membrane. NCBI's taxonomy places the organism in Eukaryota, Fungi, Ascomycota, Dipodascomycetes, Dipodascales, Trichomonascaceae. Gene Ontology annotation, biological process: C-terminal protein lipidation; autophagy of mitochondrion; nucleophagy. The transcript has a single exon. The record is from RefSeq and is a predicted model, not a curated record.